This is a messenger RNA of Phlebotomus argentipes, 1173 nucleotides long. It is a transcript of the gene slmo, whose product is annotated as protein slowmo. The record is from RefSeq and is a predicted model, not a curated record. Gene Ontology annotation, molecular function: phosphatidic acid transfer activity. The transcript has 3 exons. NCBI's taxonomy places the organism in Eukaryota, Metazoa, Arthropoda, Insecta, Diptera, Psychodidae. Gene Ontology annotation, cellular component: mitochondrial intermembrane space. Bases 160 to 804 code for a protein of 214 amino acids. Gene Ontology annotation, biological process: phospholipid transport.
UGCCAGUGUUAGCCGCUUGGAGCGCGCUCACACGUUAGCUGUCAGUGGCGCUCUGGAGGUGGGUUCACAUUUUCCUCUCCGCAUUUCUCCCCGAAUUUCAAUGAUUCGCACGUGAUUGCGCAAUCUAAUCAAUAUUAGUGAUCUAGUGAAAAGUUAGCCAUGAAAAUCUGGACAUCGGAACAUACCUUUAACCACCCGUGGGAGACGGUGACGCAGGCGGCGUGGCGAAAGUACCCCAACCCCAUGAAUCAGGGCGUCAUCGGGACAGACGUGGUGGACCGGAAAGUGGUCAACGGUGUCCUGCACACCCACAGACUCGUCAGCUCCAAGUGGUACUUCCCCAAGUGGGCGCAGAAGUUAAUCGGCACGGCAAAAAUCUGUUAUGCUAGUGAAAAAUCCACCGUUGACCCUCGGAGUCGCGUGAUGAUGCUGCGAACGAUAAAUCUCACAUUCUGCAAAUUCAUCUCGCUCGACGAGGUGCUCUACUAUACGCCACAUCCCUCGGAGCCGGGCAAGACGCUGCUGAAGCAGGAGGCGACAGUGACAGUGGAAGGAGUGCCGCUCAGUCACUACAUGGAGGAGCUGCUCACGUCGCGGAUCAGCUUCAAUGCGGGCAAGGGGCGCCAGGGACUGGAGUGGGUGAUCGGGAGGCUAAAUUCCGAGAUGAAGGGCAUCGCUGAGUCGGCCUGCAAGAGCACCGACGAGAUCAUUACACAGACCAAGAAGUCACUGGACGAUAUCACAGUGACGGCGCGAAAGAACAUGGAUGAGCUGAGCGCCACGACGAAGAAUAUGCAUCUCUAAUGAUGAGUCAGCGACCGCAAGACAUGCCAAUAAUCCAAAAUCUAGCUAAAGUAACAUGAUAAUUUAUUUGUAAAUGAGAUUUGGAGGCAAAGACAUGCGUAGGGUAUUUAUAUUCAAUUUAUCGAGCGGCCGCUGUUCACCUGUGAGGGCUCAAAAUGACUGUCUCACCGUGAAAAGUGAUUGACAGUGGGUCGCGUUGUAUCUUUGAGGAGUUGUGGGUGAUUGAGAGAGAGAAAAAGAGAGAUUGCAAGGAUUAUACAUAAAUUUCUCCACCAUUGCUUCGAUAUAAUUUGAGAGUACCUAAUUGAGAGAAAGAUGAAUCCUUAAUGAUUCAUUAGUGAUCAAUAAAUUGGAUGUUUUCCUAAAAUA